Molecule: messenger RNA, 691 nt
Organism: Hydatigera taeniaeformis
Lineage: Eukaryota; Metazoa; Platyhelminthes; Cestoda; Cyclophyllidea; Taeniidae
Source: the annotation of a GenBank genome assembly
UCUUUCUCACCUAUCUAUUGAAUCACCACUUUCAAACGGUGCUUCUUUGGAUAUCCUCAAUCACGAUUCGUUGUCCAAUAAGCUCCUGCCGUUAAGUAUUCCGGAUGCCACAGUUGAAGAUCGGUUUGUGGCUAUUAGAAGUUCGGAUGAAGAUAAGAAUGACUCCAAUGUGGUUGAUUUUUAUUUGAAUGCUGACGAGCUACGCCAUUUGGAAGAGGCUUUUAGUGAUUUAUCAACAGGUCCACGUGACACCGGUGCAAUUGCAACCGCGACCAUUGAGAAGGUGGAUGGAUUGCCAGCCUCUCAGUCGUCAGAUCAGGCAACUAACGUUUCCUCUUUGCCUUCUCUUCCCUCGGAUCCAAAUGACAAUCAGGAUGUGGCUCCUUACGACGACCAGGAAAAUCAACCACCCGUUAGUGCAAGUGAAAAAGUAUAUACUCAAGAUUUGCACUCAAAUUCCCUAUCUGACGUCUACUUUUACGGGCGACCUCUAUCAACUAUCGUUGAGUGGCAAAGUCGUGAGUCUUUCUCGUCAACAACCGCUUAUCAAGGAAAGUCGCAAAUGCAUGAAAAGACUGGGGAGGCUUUUGCUGUUAACGAAACGCCAGAAGACGCUUCUGGUUCGGUUUUCAUGUCGAAGUUACCGUCUUUCUCUCACAGUUUGCCUCAGGGUCCUCGAAGAUCUGGUAUU